ACUUGCCUUUCGUUUCUGCAUUCAGUACGAGUCUCGUCUGUCUGGAUGAAAGCAGAGGAGAGGGAUAAUGUGUUGCGUUUAAGUGGACGAAUUAAGCAAUCUAAUGCAAAAUAAUUUCUUUCUGAACCUGGACCUUUUUAACAAUGCACACUUGGCGGAGCUACGUCGCCAUUAUAUUUGUACUUGUUUGGUACUUCUCAGAGUUUGGACAAAUAUGGACACAAGCCUUCUUUUGUUUUUUAUGCUUUUUAAAUUUCCCUUUCAAAAAGCAAGACCGUGAAACAAGCACUCAGACGGAUGAUACAUCUGAAGAAACAGAACGACAGAAAAAGAAAGGUCACCAUGUUGGUGUCACUGAUGAGAUUGAUGCUACCAGAACUGGACAAACUGUGUCUCAGGCAAUGCAAUAUCCAAAUGUACAGAGGUCACUUCUCCAGGUCUUUAAAUGUGCCUAUGCUCACCUGGUCCAGCCGUGGUACACGGUCCCAGAAUUUGGCGACAGUCAGCCCCUUCAUAGGACACUACAGAGGGAGUUUAACCUGGUUGUCGAGAGAGUCAUUUGCAAGGCAAUGAACUUCGAUCUGUCUGUUACCAGUGUGGGUUGUAUUAGGAUCUUCACUCAGCACCUGCGUAAUGCAAAGCAGUCAGAUGGUUCUCCAGUGUUCGGUUCAAGAUCUGAGGAGAUGGCAGUCCUCAGAACCUUCUCUGAAGCUCUGGUGCGAAACCUUUUUCCUGAGUACCUUUGGGAAGCAAAACUCUACCGGUGUGUCCUAAUUGAGAUUGUUGCUACAAAAGCUCUUGAUGUGCUUGUGACAUGCCUCUGUAAUCCAGACAACCUGAAUCAGAUGGUAGUUUUGCAGCUGGAUAGAGUAACCUCUAAAAGCUCAACAGGAGACCUGCUAAACUCAGAUAGGGAAGGCAGACCAUCUUCUGUGGGAAGUGAAGAAGCAGAAGUAUUGACAGAUGAAGCAGAGGAUGCUCGGUCUGUAGACAGAAAAGAAAAGAAGAAGGGCAAUAGGAUCAAAGAACGAUUUUCUAAAUUUGUUGAUAAGGUCAAGCCAAAGAAAGCCAAAAAGAAAAAACAUAAGAAGGAGCAAGAGCUUUUACAGAGGGCUUUAUCGUCACGAAGAUCUGCUGUUAUUGAAGAUGAUGGUGCAAGCAGCAGAGAGGGCUCCAUUAAAAGCUGCAUGGACUCGGAUUAUGACAGUGAAACGGAUGUUUACCUAACAACAAAUGUCCAAGAGGAUAUGAUGGAGUUUAAGCUUUCCUAUGAGAUGUGGCGGGUGGGGAAGUGGGCAGUCCGUGUUACAAAUGUUCAGAAGGAAAAUGAAGAGCUGUGUUUCACGGUUCACCUGGAGGAGAGAAAUAACCCUGAGAAUCUCAACUGGGAUGUGAAAAGGACCCAAUCAGAUAUACUUCAUUUCCACAGCCUCUGGCAAGUGAGAGAGGAAAUGGAUAGUUCAACUUUACCCUCUGUAUCUGCAAUAGUAGAGAAAACAAAGAAGGAUCUUGAUGGUGCAUAUGCAGAAGAAGUUAGAUCAGCCUUGGAGCACUUUUUGCAAGAGCUGGUUUCUGAUGCACAACUUGGUCACACUCAGCCUGUAUUCCAGUUCUUGUGUCCCAUUGCACAGCUGUUGAGUAAUAAGGAACAUAAAGGAGGUGUCUGGAGUUUUCUGAAUGGACUUGCAAGCUUUCUUACUCCUGGCCAAGAUGAGGAUGAGUCCCAUAACCCCAGAGGAGAAGAUAAGCUUGAUGAAGCAGGAGCCUCAGGACAUCACAGUGGACCAAUAGCACAGCCAGCCUGCAUCGACACAGAUGAAGAGCCAAAGGAGGGCAUUGUAGAAGGGCCAAUAGCUACAAACGUUAGGUUUUGUAACCCUCGUGAAGAGACUGACACCUUCAGAAAUAGAGAACCGGAUAUGGAAGAUCAGACCUCUGAUGAACAGGAUGGGGUUUCAGAUGGACAGGAGAGUCUUGCUGAAAGUUUCGAUGUCUUUGUUAAUAGGUCAAAAUUAGUUAGUCCUUCAGGACACUCCAAUGAUAUCUCAAGCUCAGUCAUGAACCAUACUGAAGGCGUAGAGUCUGACUCAGAUGACGGCUUUAGAAGUAUUCAGUCUGGGGAGAAAACAAACAAAAAAGAAAAGUUAACUCACAAAAAGUCAAAUGGAUCACAAAAGUUCAAAGUAAAAGAGAAAACUGGACAGCUCAAGGAAGAGAUGGCAAAUCAGCCACAGGCUCAGAAAAAGGAGCCUCAGACCAACUGGGAGCAAGUCGAGGCUACAAAAGCCAUAUUUGAGUUACUUAAGGAAAUAACUGGUAACUCAGUCCUCAUUAACAUUGUUGAUGCCAUUCUAAAAGCAGUCCAGCCUUUGUUAAAAAAGAAAAUAAACAACUUUUUAAAAAGGAUGCAUCCCACCGAAGCUCAUAUUGCAUCCUAUAUUGACAAUUUCCAGGAGAAUGUAUGGCCAGAGGGAAAUGUGCCCAUCCAGCCGCCACGUGACAGUGAGGAGAAACACGCGACCAAGGAGAAGGCUUUGCAGCUUAUAAAUUCAAAAUAUUCAAACGCUUUAAUCCUCAAGAAGACUGAUGUUGAAACUUUGUUCAAGAUCUUCCAGGACACAGAGGAGAACAAGAAACUGGUUUAUAUGCUGCUGUCAUACGUUCUAGGGGAGUUCCUUCCUGGAGAGCCUGCCUUCGGUUCAAUAGCUAAUCUAACAGUUAAGGAUUUUGUUUCCUAAUAGAAAGAAGAUAUUUUUUAUGUUUUUUAAUGUUCAUGCUUUGAGAAGCAUGAACGCUGAUAUUUUUACUUAACAAAAAUGCUAACCUCAGCAUUUUAACAAAUACACUGUAAUUAUGUUUCACUUCAACAAUGUUACAAUAUCUUGGGUGUAAAUUUUAAACUCAUAUUUUUUUUUAAAUAUCACUAUAUGUAAGUUUUUGUUUUGUACCUUAAAAUUGUACACUGUGAAGAACACGCAAUUUUAAUAAACAGCACAGGUUACUCAGGAAAAAAAGAUAAAGUCAUUGUGAUACUGAUCAAAAUUUUACAACAAGACUUAAUCCACACCAGGUCGAUCUGUGAGGAAUGU
This is a messenger RNA of Sinocyclocheilus grahami, 3089 nucleotides long. RefSeq lists its product as uncharacterized. The record is from RefSeq and is a predicted model, not a curated record. The transcript has 16 exons. NCBI's taxonomy places the organism in Eukaryota, Metazoa, Chordata, Actinopteri, Cypriniformes, Cyprinidae. Gene Ontology annotation, molecular function: phosphatidylinositol binding. Bases 144 to 2738 code for a protein of 864 amino acids. Gene Ontology annotation, cellular component: endosome.